UCUCGUGGGCGCGGGUGAAGAGGGGAGGCCGCGCGAGGAACGGCUGAGGAUGCUUGGUCUGGUCAGCCUGGAGAAGGGCACACUGAGGGGGGAAUCUCACUGCAGCUUCCCCCCGAGGGGCAGCGCCUGUCUGCCCUCUGUGACCGGCGACAGGGCCGAGGGAACGGCUGGAGCUGUACCAGGGGAGGGCUAGGUGGAUUCUAGGAAAAGGUUCUUUCUCCAGAAGGUAAUUGGGCACUGAAUAGGUUCCCCAGGCUCUCCUUGUCACAGCCCCAAGCCUGGAGAGUUCAAGAAGCCUUUGGGACACGAUCUCAGGCACGGAAUUUCAUCUGACAAAAAUGGGUGAACCUCAGCAAGUGAGCGCCCUCCCUCCGCCUCCAAUGCAAUAUAUCAAAGAAUACACUGAUGAAAAUAUCCGUAAAGGGCUGGCUCCAAAGCCCCCUCCGCCUGUCAAGGACAGCUACAUGAUGUUUGGGAACCAGUUCCAGUGUGAUGAUCUGAUCAUUCGGCCCCUGGAGAGCCAGGGCAUUGAGCGGCUGCAUCCUAUGCAGUUUGACCACAAGAAGGAGCUAAGGAAACUUAACAUGUCUAUCCUGGUCAACUUCCUGGACCUCUUGGACAUCUUGAUAAGGAGUCCAGGGAGUAUAAAGCGAGAGGAGAAGCUGGAAGACUUGAAGCUGCUUUUUGUCCACGUGCAUCACCUGAUAAACGAGUACCGGCCCCACCAGGCCAGGGAGACGCUGAGGGUGAUGAUGGAGGUGCAGAAACGGCAGCGCCUGGAGACGGCCGAGCGCUUCCAGAAGCACCUGGAGAGAGUGGUGGAGAUGAUCCAGAACUGCCUGGCGUCCCUGCCCGAUGACCUGCCUCACACAGAGGGGGGGCUGAGGGUCAGCGUGGAGCCCACGGAUGCUGAUGAUGGCAGCAGCUGCGCUGGGCAGAGCGAAAAGCAGAGGGAGCGUUCUGGGGGCAAGAGAGAUCAGGUUUUGGACAAGGAUGCAGCAAUGUGCAGCAUUAUUGAUGAAAUGACAUGAAGCAAACAGCUGGUUUUGUUACUGCACCGCAGUGAGAGACAGGAGGGGUUCUGAGGAUACACGUUGUGUUUUGUUUUGCUGUUGUACAAGCAGACAAAGCAUUUGUUGUGCACCUGUUGGAGGUUGUGAGUGACUGGGCAGAUGAAAAUGUUUAAAGGUUUGUGGUUUUUUUGGUAAAAAUGAAAAAAUCUAACUUUUGUUAAAUGUAUCAUGUGAGAUGGUAGGCACAGAUUAAAGUUGUUUUUUUGUGUUGUA
This is a messenger RNA of Zonotrichia albicollis (white-throated sparrow), 1286 nucleotides long. The record is from RefSeq and is a predicted model, not a curated record. Lineage: Eukaryota; Metazoa; Chordata; Aves; Passeriformes; Passerellidae.